Messenger RNA from Lindgomyces ingoldianus, 772 nucleotides. RefSeq names its product EF-hand protein. Gene Ontology annotation, molecular function: enzyme regulator activity; calcium ion binding. The transcript has 6 exons. Gene Ontology annotation, biological process: spindle pole body organization. The record is from RefSeq and is a predicted model, not a curated record. Gene Ontology annotation, cellular component: central plaque of spindle pole body. NCBI's taxonomy places the organism in Eukaryota, Fungi, Ascomycota, Dothideomycetes, Pleosporales, Lindgomycetaceae. The coding region runs from base 139 to 588 and encodes 149 amino acids.
CAGCCGCAGACACCUGCGCUUCCUCACUCAUCAGCCAACUCAACCCUCUCCCAGAAACCCGCGCACUGCCUCUGGAGUCCUAUCCAACAGGCACUCGAGCUCUACACUCCCCUCUCUACCAGAACCCCUUCAGCAGUCAUGGCCGACUCUCUCACCGAGGAGCAAGUCUCCGAGUUCAAGGAGGCCUUUUCUCUAUUCGACAAAGAUGGCGAUGGCCAGAUCACCACCAAGGAAUUGGGCACAGUCAUGAGGUCACUCGGGCAGAACCCCAGCGAGUCUGAGCUUCAAGACAUGAUCAACGAAGUUGACGCCGAUAACAAUGGCACCAUCGACUUCCCAGAGUUCCUCACGAUGAUGGCUCGCAAGAUGAAGGACACGGAUUCUGAAGAGGAGAUCCGAGAAGCAUUCAAGGUGUUUGAUCGCGAUAACAACGGCUUCAUCUCCGCCGCCGAACUGCGCCAUGUCAUGACCUCGAUCGGCGAGAAGCUAACUGACGACGAAGUCGAUGAGAUGAUUCGGGAGGCUGAUCAGGACGGAGAUGGACGCAUUGACUACAACGAGUUCGUCCAGUUGAUGAUGCAGAAGUGAGCGAUGACCAAUUUGUUCGUGGAUAAGUACAUGCAAUCGACCACGAGCUUGCGGUCGAGAACUCCUUGCAACGCGUAAAGGAUCGACUUGUUUUUGGAAGGCACUGGUUGCGUAGAGGACUUUUUUGCUUCAUUCCUAUUAACAAGCAAUUCUUGUGAGACUAAAGUUUGAUAUCCUUUAUUCC